GCGCGAGUCUCUGUUUGUUGAUGCGCGGCAGGGCUUGCGGUCCUAAACAUGGCUCUGGAAGUGGAAUCAGCGGACGUGAUCCGGCUCAUCAUGCAGUACCUUAAGGAGAACAACCUACACAGGAGCUUGGCCACGCUUCAGGAGGAGACCACCGUGUCUCUCAACACCGUGGAUAGUAUCGAAAGCUUUGUGGCUGACAUAAACAACGGCCACUGGGACACGGUCCUUCAGGCCAUCCAGUCGCUCAAGCUCCCCGACAAGACCCUGAUUGAUCUGUAUGAGCAGGUUGUACUGGAGCUGAUUGAGUUGCGUGAACUGGGCGCGGCCCGCUCCCUGCUCCGGCAGACGGACCCGAUGAUCAUGCUGAAGCAGACCCAGCCUGAGCGCUACAUCCACCUGGAGAACCUGUUGGCACGGUCCUACUUUGACCCGCGGGAGGCCUACCCAGAUAGCAGCAGCAAGGAGAAGCGACGAGCGGCCAUCGCCCAGGCGCUGGCGGGCGAGGUCAGCGUGGUGCCCCCCUCGCGUCUCAUGGCCCUGCUCGCACAGUCUCUGAAAUGGCAACAGCACCAGGGACUGUUGCCCCCAGGGAUGACCAUCGACUUGUUCAGGGGCAAAGCAGCCGUGAAGGAUGUGGAAGAGGAGCGUUUCCCCACCCAGCUCAGUCGCCACAUCAAGUUUGGGCAGAAAUCCCACGUGGAGUGUGCUCGCUUCUCCCCCGACGGGCAGUACCUCGUCACCGGCUCCGUCGACGGCUUCAUCGAGGUGUGGAACUUCACCACGGGCAAAAUCCGGAAGGAUUUGAAGUACCAGGCCCAGGACAACUUCAUGAUGAUGGACGAUGCCGUGCUCUGCAUGUGCUUCAGCCGUGACACUGAGAUGUUGGCCUCUGGCGCGCAGGAUGGAAAGAUAAAGGUGUGGAAGAUCCAAAGUGGCCAGUGUCUGCGUAGGUUCGAGCGCGCCCACAGCAAGGGGGUCACCUGCAUCGCGUUCUGCAAGGACAGCAGUCAGAUCCUCAGUGCCUCCUUUGACCAGACCAUCAGAGUGCAUGGGCUGAAGUCAGGGAAGCUGCUGAAGGAGUUCCGUGGACACACGUCGUUUGUGAACGAGGCCACGUUCACCCCCGAUGGACAUUAUAUCAUCAGCGCUUCCUCUGACAGCACUGUCAAGAUCUGGAAUGUAAAAACGACAGAAUGCACGAACACCUUCAAGUCCCUGGGCACGUCGGCGGGCACAGACAUCACCGUUAACAGCGUAAUCAUUCUGCCCAAAAACCCCGAACACUUUGUGGUGUGCAACCGCUCCAACACGGUCGUCAUCAUGAACAUGCAGGGCCAGAUUGUAAGGAGCUUCAGUUCCGGUAAACGGGAAGGAGGAGACUUCGUGUGCUGCACGCUGUCCCCACGAGGGGAGUGGAUAUACUGCGUGGGGGAGGACUUUGUGCUCUACUGCUUCAGCACCAUCACCGGAAAGCUGGAGAGAACGCUGACGGUCCAUGAGAAGGACGUGAUCGGCAUCGCACACCAUCCCCAUCAGAACUUGAUCGCCACCUACAGUGAGGAUGGCCUCCUCAAACUGUGGAGGCCCUGAGAUUGACGUGGGUUGGAGUUGCAUGAAGCUGUAUUUAAUUAAUUUAUUGUGAGGUCAUCUUCGGCUCCAGAUCUUAUAAUCCAUAUUUAUUUCGGAGGUGAAGUGUUUUCUAGGAAUCAUCUGGUCGUAUUUUCAGCUAAAGUGCACUGGACUUGUGUUUUGGGUCUUUCUGACAGCAUCCUCCUGACAGAUGGGAUGUAGUUCUCAUUGCGAUCUCGCUGUUUGCCUGAAUGCAUGGACGUUUAUAUUAUAGCAGGUUGCGAAACGUACUAGAUGCUCAUUAUUUUUUGUUCGUUGUGUAGUCCUGUUCCGAAGCAUCCGCCUGCAUGUGGGCCAGUGUUUAAUGGUGUCACAGAAGAUACAGUUAGCAUGACGCUGAUUACGACGUACCUCGGCCUUAUCUCAGAAUGACUGGGAGGUUUGUUUGUUUUUGAAGUAUUGCAUGUUUGUUUGUUUGCUGUUGAUUUGCUUGUAUACUAAAGCCUUGUGCGUAACUUUCAGGAAUAUUUAUAAACAACAUAAAAGCCGAACAGAGUUAUUUUUUGUGAUAUUUCAUAUUAAGUAGAUAAUAUGGAAACGUUUGCCUUUUGUAAAACUAGCUUUAUUUUAACUGGGACACUUGCUUAAGUAAAAAUGCAGUAUAUAUUUUUAGCUCGUGGAGGUACAUGUUGACUUUUGUUGCCUUAAAAUGUGGUGAAUGUUUGUUUGCAGUCUUACUGGUGUGUCAGACUAUUUUUGAAAUUGAGUUCGGUGUCAUUUGUGAUGGUCCGGGAAAACUAACCUAAGUGUGUGAACUCGCAGGCCCUUGGUGUUUCUCCUAUCUGCACUUGGAACCAAGAGCUGUCUUCUGCAUCGUUCUUAUAAACCUCAUCUGCAUGCAAACCCAUGGAUGCAUUACAAGUCGUGACUGCAUGUUUCUCCCCGAUAGUUAUGACAUUAAUACGGCUUUAUAACUUUAUAUGUCAUUGUUCUGGGUGUUUAUCUGCCCCAGCUGUCUGUCAAAUCCUCACCAGCAAUGACUGGAUAAUAUUUGUUGAACUAAAAAGGCUGAAUAGCGGCACCUACAGGCAGCUUCUGGCAUUGCACAUAACCUGUACAAAGGUCCUCUAAUCCAGUUGUAAUAUCCUUCUGAUUAUACUGCUUUUUUGCCAUCAUCCUUGUACUUGGCUGUUAAACUAACUGUUAAAUCCAUAAAUUGUUAAAUAGCAACCUGUUACUCAAGGGCUCAAGACACUCAUCGUUUGUAUGUUAAAGAAUAAAAAUGCUUGUUCCCGCAUUCAAAAUAUCCUUUGGUUGAAAAAAGAUUAUGAAUCAGUUUUUUUCCCCCCCAAUAGGACCCCAAUGAGAAUUGGGUAUUUUUGUAAAUUUUUUGUAAUUAAAUGAGGCCAGACGGUUAAGAAAUUGCGAUUUGGGUCACAGACGUCUCAUUCGGGAGCAGGUGAUGGGUAAUGAACGGCACGGCAGGACCCGCCGGCGGACGUGGGCACGGUGCGCUGAGGGAGCGGUGGCUCUGUGUGGGGCAGUGCUCAGCAUCGCGCUCACAGCAUGCCUGUGUCUCAGAUUAAUGUCCAGCUGUUCAAAUGAAAGCUCAAACAAACUGCUCUCUGCUGGCCGACUCUUCAUUUCACCCUGAAUUUACCUCGCAGUAAUCCCCUUCAUAAGCGCUCAAAGGAUAGGAAUUCUGUGCUUUAUUAUACAUACUUCAGAUACUUCGGUACAAAGGGCACAUUAUGUUUGUGCCAGGCAUUGAUGCCGCGGCCGUAUAGAGGUAUGCCUGAUUCUACAGACGGGCUCGUUCCUGUCACCGUUUUAAUCAGAGCAGGUACGACGUGGGAGGACUAACAUUUAGUCAGGGUUGGAGGGCAUCACAGCAUCGAUCUCUGAUUAAAUGAGGGUGAAUUUAAGUGGGAGUGGAGGUCACAGCCUUUCCAUCCUUGAGGCCUUUUUAAUUACGGUUUGUUAAAAAAAAUAAACAGAGAGAAGCAGAAAAAUCUGAGAAACUCGAAUGCACUUAAAUCUAGAGGAGCUACAUCACAGAAUUCAUCGCAGCAGUGAUGAUACCAACAUACAGGGAUGUAGCGGAUACCAAAUCAUUUUCCAUGU
Molecule: messenger RNA, 3693 nt
Organism: Brienomyrus brachyistius
Lineage: Eukaryota; Metazoa; Chordata; Actinopteri; Osteoglossiformes; Mormyridae
Product: WD40 repeat-containing protein SMU1
Exons: 12
Coding region: 49-1590 (513 amino acids)
Biological process (GO): mRNA splicing, via spliceosome
Cellular component (GO): precatalytic spliceosome
Molecular function (GO): protein binding
Source: RefSeq, a predicted model, not a curated record